Molecule: messenger RNA, 4030 nt
Organism: Linum trigynum
Lineage: Eukaryota; Viridiplantae; Streptophyta; Magnoliopsida; Malpighiales; Linaceae
Source: the annotation of a GenBank genome assembly
AACUCAUGAUAAGAUUCAUGGUUAUGACGGGCGCAAAAUGUGAAAAUAUAUUAAAACAUUACAAAUUCGAACACAUCUAUUCAGUCGCCCAACUCAUAAUAAGAUUCAUGGUUGUGACGGACGCAAUAUGUGAAAAGAGAAUGACUAACAAUGGAGAAGACGUGUAAAUAUCUAUCGAUUAAGCAAUCAAACCCGAACCGACGAAAUGCAUCCAGCUAACAGGUCACAAGGCCCUAAAUAUCUAGCGAUUGAUAAUAACGGUGGAGUUGGGAAGCUAGUUGCAGCAAAUGGACAAACCCUAAAAACGACCUGAUGGUUUGAUCGAUCUCUUGAAUCUCCUGAGCGAUGUGUAGUUUUGAUUUUUAUAAGCUGGGGGAAUUCCACAGUUUUUGAAAUCGGGUCUGAUACAAUACCAGCUUUUUGCCCUUUUUUUUACCGUUUUAUUUUUAUACUUGAAACUGUCAAGUCUUGGAAAGGGGUGGUUAACUUUCUUUACAUGGGCAGUCGGUCAAACUGUGUGAAUUUGGUAGCCGUUGUUGACUCAUGUUGCUGUUAUUAUAUUGAGGAUUCUUGUUGCGAUAGAAGAAGAAAAAUGUAGAGAUGGAAACGGUUACUUUGUACUUUUCCUUACUCUUGGAAUGACUGAUUUGAAAAUACUAAGGAUUUUAUCUCCUCAAAAUGUCAUACGAAAUCCGAUUACAAAGACGCAUUAGGCGGUUGAGAAAAUGUACGUAGUAUGUAGCAGACUAGAAGUAUAUAUAUAUAUGUGCAAAAUAAUAAAAUCGCAGUUUAUUUUUAUGAAACAAUUUGUAAUAAAACUGAUGAUUUCGUAGUAGUAGGGUAUGAGUCAAAUGAACUUUUCAUUUUAUCGCUUAGUAUAUACACUUGGAUAGUCAAUAAUAAAAGCAUGAUAUGUCUUGUUUGUUUGUUAUAAACGUGAUAACUCAUACCAUUAAUCAACACACCCAAGAUCUAGAAACAAAGUUCAAAAACAACACUCCAUAAAAAAACCCACCACACACCCAAACAUGAAAGUUACAAGAAGAUAGCAAUCCAACCCGACAAUAAGGUGUUAUCGUAUCCUUUCUUAGCAAUAAUGUCAUACCGAUCUUUAACCGCACUUCACGACAGCCCGCCCCAACAAGCAUCGAGCAAACUGCAGCCACCAGAUGCUGCAAAUUACUCAACUUAGGUACAUUCCGCUUAACCCAUGAUAUAUGCUCCUCGUGCUUAUAAGCUGUGUCACAAUCAAAUAUCAGUUCUGUUAUCACCGCGAUCGUCCUACGACGAUCCCAGUUGAAUAGAAAUUUACACUCUUGUUUCUUGAUGAGAGAGAGAAGAGGAGGAGGGGGCCAGGUUGCCAUUAGGAGGGGCAACAUAGAAGUGUAAAAACCAGUGAGGAUGGCUCCCCACAAUGUCCCCUUUUUUUUGAACUCUCAUUCCCUCUCUUUUUACCUCAAUUAUUCCCCUCUCUUUUUACCUCAAUCUCAACACUCCUCCACACAUUAAUAAACAUAUACCCUUAAUUAGGAGAAGUUGUAGAAAACCAACCCGUGGUGUGUCCUUCAAUUGUACCCACACUCCCACAUGUCCCACUCCCUAUCUCAUUUGGCUUUGUCCUUUGUUCCCUUCCUCUUCUCUUCCUCCAUAAAUACCCUUCUUCCCCAUUGCACCCUAAACCAGAAAAAACCACACUCCUCUCCUCCAUUCCUCACCUGAGAAAAGAAAGAAAGAAAGAAGGAAGAGAGAGUGUAAGAGUAGUGCAUAACUAAACCAAAAAAAAAGGGAGGAAAAUGGCAAUUAGGAAACCUAACAAGUUGGCACAGGCAAAAGUGCUGAGGCAGAUCCUGAAGAGAUGCUCCAGCUUGGGGAAGAACAACAACAACAACAACAGUGAUCACGACGAUGAAGGUUUCCCUCCGCUCGAUGUCCCCAAGGGACAUUUCGCGGUGUACGUCGGGGAGAAGAGGAGUAGGUACAUCGUCCCGAUCUCGUUCCUGACCCACCCCGAGUUCCAGUUCCUCCUCAGACGAGCCGAGGAGGAGUUCGGUUUCGACCACGACAUGGGUCUCACCAUCCCUUGUGAGGAGGUCGUUUUUCGCGCCCUCACUUCCAUGCUCCGGUGAGUAGCAGUGAGGUCUGCAUCGGAGGAGGAAAGAACCAGUUCAUCCCGAUAUCGGGUCGAUUACACCAGUUGUGGGGAUGCAACAACAAAAAUGGGAUCCAUGACAUGUGGAGAAGAGAAUCAAAGAUGGCCCAAAGAUGAAGUGUUCAUCUUUUUUUUCCAACAUCUUGGUUCUCUCUCCAUUGCUGUGAAGCCCUCAUGCUACUGCUCUCUCUCUCUCUCUCAUUUUCUUCCUUUUCCCCAUUGUUUUAGAUCUGGGUUUUUUUCUUUUGGUCCUUUUUUUUGGGUUAGAGGGUCUAAUGACUGACCUAGGAAACUACCCAUGUGACAAAUUAUUUUUUUAAGGCAAUGGGGAGUCUCAAGUCUCAACUCUGUAUAAAAUGCAAACUUAUGGUUUUCCCCACAGUGACACCCAAAAAAGAUAUGGUUCACUGUGGGAGAAGUUUCAACUUUGAAGCAAUUGGAAUGUGUGGAUUAUCUUUCAUCUCUGCAGUUGUGUUAUCAUUCCACAAGUAUGUCAUGUCAAGGACCAGUUCGUCGUUCCUUAUUCGAAUCGUCGGAGAUUCAAGAAUUUCGACCUUGUACCCAAUAUGUUACAAAUCAUUUGGCAGUCUGAUACUCACCAGAUCUGUGCAUGGCAAUGAACUGUGAAGAAGAAGAAAGAAGAAAAGAAUAAUAGAAAAGAGGAAAAUGUAUAUUUGAAGGCAGGCAAGAUGAUUAGAUCAAAAGAGAACAGUAGAGUUCCAACAUAUGCAUGUAGUUUGUUGUCAGAGAAUGUGGGGUACUUGUGUUUCAAGAUAUAUAUAGAAUCAAUCGUACGGAUCACAGAUGUAUAUUUGUAUGUUUCUCUGUUCUUCUCUUCUCCUUUUUUUUUGUUUUUUUGAUUUGUUAGGACCAUAUAUAUAACCACAUCCCCUAAUGAUAUCAUAUCAAUCUGAUCCAACGGUCGAGAUUAAUUUGUGGACGGCGGGUAAAACGAGACUAAAUAAUAUGUGUUACGAUGGAUAUUAAUCAUACUCGUGAAUCAGCUAACUGAUCAUAUAUCGUAUUAGUCAAUCAUGUAAAUUCGUGUUCUCUAUACAUUUUUGCAUGUUUCGAUUCUCCGUUCCAUUAUAAUUAACAAGUGUUAAUUGAGUAAUAAAACAACUACAUAACCUUCCAACACAUGGGAUGUUAAUGGAGAUUAUGGAGAUCAAGUGGGAUAGGUAUCUUAGAAAACAUUGAAGCAACACUUGCAUGUGAGAAAACCAUAAAAUUAAAAAAAAAAGUAUAAAUAUUAUUAUAUUGUAUUAUAUAGGUAUAAUAUUAUAUAUGACUACUACUCACCCAUUUUCACCGUGCGGUUAUAAACUAACUGGUCUCAAUAUAACUUUGAGUUGUUCAGACUUUUGAGAGAAUUCCACGCAUGGAUCUUACCCACCGCUCCACUAGUCCUCUCAUACGAAAACCAACUCAUGGGCUUGAAAUUUGCACAAGUCCCCUAUACCAUAUAUUUUUAAGACAACGCAGUAACUAUAUUAAAGUGUCAUAGCACUUGAAAACCUGGCAUCAAGAACAAAUCAACUCUGAUACCAUAUCAUAAACCAACCGACCAUCCUCAAUAACUCGACUUGUUGAGAGAGAAGUCGAUGUACGUAAUUUCGCUCACUUCCUUACCCACUGCUGUCAUGUCUGAUCAUGGUUCAAUCUUCUCCAUCUCUACUCAUUACUGUAACUCUGGCCACAGAAACCUUCUGCAGAUUUCGAACACGUCUACGACCAAUAUCAAGCCUUAUUACUUGUCAAGAUCUUGCAGCUGCAGCUCUGCUACGUUCAUCAUCUCGUUUCCAUGUGUGCAUUUAAGUUUUUUGCGUUGGAGCCUAUUAUGUUUGUAUGUACAUAUGGAAAUGAAUGCAUCCGUUGAAC